Messenger RNA from Syngnathus typhle (broad-nosed pipefish), 3395 nucleotides. RefSeq names its product cerebellin 1 precursor (gene cbln1). The record is from RefSeq and is a predicted model, not a curated record. The coding region runs from base 446 to 1027 and encodes 193 amino acids. The transcript is spliced from 3 exons. Gene Ontology annotation, cellular component: synaptic cleft; glutamatergic synapse. Lineage: Eukaryota; Metazoa; Chordata; Actinopteri; Syngnathiformes; Syngnathidae. Gene Ontology annotation, molecular function: protein binding.
CGCGCGCGCGCUCGCCAGCCAGACGGAGCUCGCCCCACUCCACCUCCACCAUCAGCACCACCACCCACUGCUGGCCAACCUCCAGCAUCACUCCGCGCGCUAUGACUGCUUUUUCCGCGUGCACACAUCACGGCCCCUCCGCAUUGCACGACACACUCCUUCACUGUCCUCCAAGUCACUGAAAAACUGCCAAGAAGUGACAACGAGAACAAAGGACGACGAAUUACAAGUGGCAAGUCGAGCUGGACAUAUUGGGACUUGAAAAAGAAAGGAGAGGAGCAAAGCGCCAGCCGCCAACUCAAUUCCACACAGCAAGCGUGAUCACCAACUCCCAGCAGAGUUCGUUUCACUUCGGGCCAAAGGUGGGGACACUCAAGCCGCCCUAUACGAGGUUUUAAAGUGGACUAAAAGCCCCGCGUCCAGGUCGUCGCUUGUGAUUGCGGGUAUGUUGGCGUUUUGCCUGCUGAGUGCCGUGUGGCUCGCGGCCAGCCCGAACCCGAGCCAGGCUCAAAACGAAACGGAACCGAUCGUCCUGGAGGGGAAGUGCCUGGUGGUGUGCGACUCCAACCCGACGUCGGACCCCACGGGCACCGCGCUGGGCAUCUCGGUGCGCUCGGGCAGUGCCAAAGUGGCGUUCUCGGCCGUCCGGAACACCAACCACGAACCUUCAGAAAUGAGCAACCGAACCAAUAUCAUCUACUUUGAUAAGGUUCUCGUAAACGUCGGGAAGAAUUUUGACGAGGAAAAAAGUAAUUUUAUGGCUCCACGAAAAGGGAUUUACAGUUUUAACUUCCAUGUGGUGAAAGUCUACAACCGCCAAACAAUACAGGUGAGCCUCGUGCACAACGGUUGGCCCGUCAUCUCGGCUUUUGCUGGCGACCAGGAUGUGACCCGCGAGGCAGCCAGCAAUGGCGUUCUGAUCCAGAUGGAGAAAGGAGACCGAGCCUACCUCAAACUGGAGAGAGGAAAUCUGAUGGGAGGCUGGAAAUAUUCCACCUUCUCUGGCUUCCUGGUGUUCCCCAUGUAGAGGAGAAGAGCUGAAGAAGAAGCUGGUUGUUGAUGGGAAGUACAAUGAAGAGAUGCCAAGACACGGGUAAGAAGAAAUGGAGGUGAUGACAGACUUCUGUUUGGGAUGCUACUGAAGAGUUGAAAAGUGUGGCCAUCGUCUUCACUUCCCUUCAUUUUUCCAUCCGUUUAUUCCGUCUGCUCUUGCUCUGAUGGCCAAAAACUUUUUUUUUAUUUAAGUCGCCGUUCCUUCAUAUGCAUAUAACGUGAGUGUUUUAAAGCCAGAGUAACUUCCCUUCCCUUCAUUCCAUCCACUACUUUGAGGAAAGUUUUGUCAAUAGUUCAGCCCAUCGACUUUCUUUUUUUUUUUUUUAAACUCAUGCUUGAUGGUGAAGUUGCUCAAGUUUCGAAGCAAGCAAAGUAACAUUCCACCAAAACCUACAUGUUCCUUCUUCUAGAAGCUUUAGUCAACUGCAUUGGCUUCUUUUAGUUCUCCAAAAGACUCCAAAUCCCUGCCAACGGGCUGCAAGAUAAAAAAAACAAUGACGCCGCAACACGCUUCAAAACUGCUGCAAAGGCGGAAGACAUUUUUUAAAGAGUGUUGAUUUUCUGUCUUUAUUUUAGGGUUGAGGUUACAAAUUAGUUUACCUUCACUCCCCAACAUCCAUCUCAUCCUCUUCCCAAGGUGUACUUUCAUCUGCUGCUCUAUUUGUUCGCCUCCUAGCACAGACUGAUUCUUGCUUUACUUCAACAUCAAACUUGGAACUCUCGGACACUUAAAAGCAACAAUAUACAGUACAUACAUGAUAUUACAUCAUAAAUUCAAGUCAUUGUUUCUACUGCUACUACGAUGAUGACGAUGAUGAUCAUAACAAUAAUCCCUUAAAUCCAUACGUUCAAUUGAAUCUGGCUGAUGACUAUAAUGUCUGUAUAUUCUGUAUUUCAGUGUUAUAUGAAAAAAAAAUAUAUAUAAGGGGAUCCUCUAGUGACUUUGUGUGGAAAGCUGAGCUGCUGUUUUGCUAUUCUGAUAAAAGAAAAUUUGCUUCUUGUUAUUUUUUUUUUAGUUCAAAACAAGUUGUGGCUAAAAAGCUCAGAUACUACAUACAUAUUACAUAUAGUAUUAACAGAAGGUAGAACACUAUUAUUAUGAUGAUGAUUUUUAUUAUCUUGGUUGUAAACUACAUGUGAAUAUUUAGACCUUAAAAAUUCGUUGUCUGAUUUAUCAUCCAAUCAAAUGGAUUUAUUAUCUACUGUUUUUCUUUGGUCUGAAAUCAAUAAAAUUUAAAUGUAAUUUUAUUUUUCUUUAACCAAUUUCACGUCUGGUCUGGUCUUAUUCAGUAAACAUUUUAGUAGCACCUUCUUGUCCACUAACUAAUUUCUGACUUUCUCUACUGCUGCCUAUUUUCCAUCAUUUUUGUAUUCCUCAGGCUGGAGCCCUCCUUUCCCCUUUCUGCUGUCUUUCUCCACUCUGUUGGUUUUUAAGGUUUCGUGGUUUGUUUCUCUCCAGACUAAUGAGCUCCAGGGGGAAAAUUUGCGCUGAAAAAAAAGAAAAGAAAACCCCACAAACAUUUCCUUCCUCCUUUCUCCUCAUCUUUUCCUUCCAUCUCUCCUUCUUCAUAUCUUAUCUUGCCGCCACUUGUCCCUCUUUUAAACAGCUUGUCCUCAAUUCUACGUACGCUCCAAGACUUGGCUUCUCGCUGUAAACACAACUUCAUCUCCUUAUUGUCUCAAAGUUGCUUGUCAUCUACAGGCAAUCUGAAUUUCUCACAGAUUUGGUUUUUUUCCAAUACUUGAAUUUAGAGCAUUGGGGGAAAUUUGUUGAAGAGAAAUCUUUUCAGCACAACUAAUGCACAUGGUAAAACCGUUAGCCUGGAGCGCUUCAAUGACGAAAGCUUGAAAAACUAUCUGUAGUAUAAUAUUUACUGUAUGGGAAAAUGUCUCAUUUCCAAGCAGAGUUUUAUAUAAUCGGCACUUGUUAUGACACAACAGCUUAAAAGUGAUGAGUUAUGACACCUUUUAUUUCUCCUAAUUUGUUUUAAAGAAUGCCUUGUGAUUCAGUGGGGGCCAGUCCAGAGUGUGCCCUGCCUGCAACCAUAAACACGUCAAAUGGGAUGGAUGAAUAGAUAAAUAAUGAACGGAUGAACGAAUGGAUGGAUGGACGACUGGACGGAUGGAUGGAUGGAUGGAUGGAAGGACGGACGGACGGACGGACGGACGGACGGACGGACGGACGGACGGACGGACGGAUGGAUGGAUGGAUGGAUGGAUGGAUGGAUGGAUGGAUGGAUGGAUGGAUGGAUGGAUGGAUGGAUGGAUGGAUGGAUGGAUGGAUGGAUGGAUGGAUGGAUGGAUGGAUGGAUGGACGGACGGACGGAUGGACGGAUGGACGG